AUGUUACAUAUGAAACCUUAAACACCAACGUUUGGAGAUAAAAAUAAUUCACGAAAACCUUAGAUUUAGAUAAGUGAAAUAAAUAGUAAUUCUCGCUUUUAUAGUAUACCGACUCGUUAAACAAAUGCCUAAAGCAGAAGUUCAUCUUAAAGAAAAAAAUAAGAUUAGAUGGUAUAUCUAUUUUUAAAUGAUAGAUAAAAAAAUGGAAGGAACUAUAUGAUGAACAAACCAAUUAUUACAUGAGAUUGUUAAAAGUCAAUAAUAUAGAUUUUGUUGAGUUACCAAAGUUUUAACUAUAAAAAUGA
Molecule: messenger RNA, 305 nt
Organism: Paramecium sonneborni
Lineage: Eukaryota; Ciliophora; Oligohymenophorea; Peniculida; Parameciidae
Source: the annotation of a GenBank genome assembly